UCUGGCAUCACGCGUGGCACCCCUUUUGCCACCCACCCUUACAUUCCACCAUCCGGUGCCCCUGGUUUCGCAGGCGAUCGGAUCUGGCAUAAGGGCUUCUCAGACGCACUCCAGGACGAGGAAAUGAGGAAGAAUAUCCAUGUUCUCAAUCUUGUUGGAAGGAGAGAGGGCACAUCAGUAGUUCUGAGCGAACCCAUCGCAAAUCUCGUCCGUAAUCCUUGUUUAUACUCACUCAUACACUCUUCCAGAUUCGUACCCACCUUCCAGCACUCACUCGUCUUCCACGGUAUCUCGUUGAAUACGCUGUAUUCCAUAUGUGAACCCAAAUUACCCUCGACGCCAGGUGCAACGAAAGGAGCUCUAGUUGUGAUCAAAGAUGCAAGGAAUGCGAUUUUCGGCGUGUGGAUGGGGGGUGGAUUGUGGUUGGAAAGAGGAGGGUAUUAUGGGAGUGGCAAGUCCUUCCUCUGGAGAUACCAACAGGGGACACUUGAUGUGUACAAAUGGACAGGGAGGAAUGAUUGCGUUGCGCACUGUGAGCCCGGGUUCAUU
Suillus discolor is the source of this 549-nucleotide messenger RNA. RefSeq lists its product as uncharacterized. The transcript is spliced from 5 exons. The annotation marks the transcript as partial. Lineage: Eukaryota; Fungi; Basidiomycota; Agaricomycetes; Boletales; Suillaceae. The record is from RefSeq and is a predicted model, not a curated record. Gene Ontology annotation, biological process: response to oxidative stress. Gene Ontology annotation, cellular component: nucleus.